Apis laboriosa (Himalayan honeybee) is the source of this 928-nucleotide messenger RNA. RefSeq names its product SUZ domain-containing protein 1. The coding region runs from base 80 to 586 and encodes 168 amino acids. The transcript has 4 exons. The record is from RefSeq and is a predicted model, not a curated record. Lineage: Eukaryota; Metazoa; Arthropoda; Insecta; Hymenoptera; Apidae.
GUUCCUUGAUUCAUGCGAAUGCUAUUAAGUUUUUCAAGGUGAUUUAUAAAAGUUAAAAAUAAGUGCAUAAUUCAAAAAAAUGUCAACUAUGGAUGAUGUUCUUGAAAGUUGGGAAGAAAUUGAAGAAUCAGAGGUGCUCAACAAAAGAUUGGAUGCUCUUCAGUUAAAUGCAGUAGAAGCAUUAGAGGAAAUAGAAUCUUCUAGCUUCAAAACCAGUCACAAUUCGAGUACCAGAAUGAUAAUGUUAGGGGAAGAUGGUAUGAGAUCUCAAUAUGUACCUCCAAAACCGACGGUAAAAAUUUUGAAAAGACCUUCGAGAGAUUCACAAGGUAGUGGUGAUGGACCAUUAGUGAAUGGAGAUAAGCCAAAACAUCCUAUUAAAUCUUUGAAACAGAGGGAACAAGAAUAUGCGGAAGCAAGAAAAAGAAUUUUAGGUGAAGAAAAAAGUCCUGAGGAAAAGUUAAUGCAAGAAAUAAAUAAAAUUCAACCAAAAUCGACGACUCCGAGUAGUAGUGGGUUACCAAGUAACAUUCUUCGUAUGCCUAUUGGACCGGAUGGAACACGGGGAUUUAAUGUACGCAGGUAGCGCGUCUUCCAGGGAUCAACUCUUUCCACCCAUCCUUUUCCUCCUCUUCCUUCUUCUUAACACAGGGAAGAGAGGCAGCUAUGAGGCUGAUGGCAGAAAACAAGAAUAAUAUUUCUGACCAAAUAUAAGCAUAGUGCUCCUACCAUUUUGAAUGGAGCCUAAUAUAAACUAUGCUGCGGAACAUUGCUAAACAGACACGAUAAUAUAAAAAGAUCAAGACUAUAAAUUGGCGAAGUUAAGUCAUUAUAGACGUGGUAAUGUUUCUCACUGGUGAAAUAUUGUCCAUUUUGUUAAUAUAUAUUAUGUUUAACAAAAAUUUUUAAUUAAAAUAAUUAAAAUCUA